UAAAAAUCAAUAGGAAAUGACAUAGUUCUCUUUCGUUAUUGUUCAGUAAGUAUAUGUACUUCAUAUUUAUUUUUAUUUUCCUUAGAAAAUUAAAAAUAAUAUGACAGAAACUGCAGUAGACUAAGUGUGGUGAUUGGACCUGCAGUACUUAUCGAAAAAUGGGGUUGUUGUCGAUGCUGAAGCGGUUACGAUCGUCGCCGGACAAGGAGCUUCGCAUCCUGCUACUAGGUCUGGACAACGCGGGAAAGACGACGUUGAUGAAGAAACUCGCGUCCGAGGACGUUUCGCACAUAACGCCUACGCAGGGUUUCAACAUUAAAUCCGUUCAGGCGGAUGGCAUGAAACUGAACGUGUGGGACAUUGGUGGACAGCGCAAGAUAAGACCGUAUUGGCGUAAUUAUUUCGAAUUCACCGAUAUAUUGAUUUACGUAGUGGACAGCGCAGACAGAAAACGCGUGGACGAAACCGGAUUCGAAUUGAACGAACUGCUCAACGACGAAAAAUUAGCCGGUGUACCAGUGUUGGUAUACGCCAACAAACAAGAUUUGGCGCUGGCGGCAAAAGCUUCGGAAAUAGCGCAAGAACUUAACUUGCAUCUAAUUCGCGAUCGGCCGUGGCAAAUACAGGCUUGUUCAGGUAUACGCGGAGAAGGCAUUAAAGAAGGAUUGGAAUGGAUCAGUCAAAAUGUAAAAAAGAAGUAAUAAUGUUAAUUUAUUGAAUAUUUUUCAUAUUAAUUUCUUAUAGUUUGUUUCAAAGGUUUA
Molecule: messenger RNA, 761 nt
Organism: Melanaphis sacchari
Lineage: Eukaryota; Metazoa; Arthropoda; Insecta; Hemiptera; Aphididae
Product: ADP-ribosylation factor-like protein 3
Exons: 4
Coding region: 159-701 (180 amino acids)
Biological process (GO): cilium assembly
Cellular component (GO): microtubule cytoskeleton; cytoplasm
Molecular function (GO): GTPase activity; GTP binding
Source: RefSeq, a predicted model, not a curated record